AUGAAGGAGCUGAUGUGGUCUGCGUCUAGUUUCAACCCCAAAAAGGCACCAGGGAAUGACGGCCUUACGGCCGACAUUUGUGAAGCGGCUAUGGCCUCGGACCCGAAAAUGUUUUUGGCGAUUGCCAAUAAAUGCCUGAGUCUGGCGUACUUUCCAAAAAAGUGGAAAGAGGCGGUAGUAGUGGUGCUGCAAAAGCCUGGAAAAGAGAGCUACACACAUCCCAAAUCUUUUAGACCCAUUGGGCUGCUACUUGUACUUGGGAAAAUCUAUGAAAAUAUGCUAAUUCAAAGAAUUAAAUGGCAUAUUGUACCUAAAAUUAGCCGGACACAAUAUGGAUUUAUGCCACAGCGUAGCACCGAAGACUCCCUCUAUGACAUGGUGCAGUACAUAAAAGCUAAGCUGAAGGAUAAAAAGCUAAUUGUAUUAAUAUCUUUGGACAUAGAGGGAGCCUUCGACAACGCAUGGUGGCCGGCACUAAGAUGUAGAUUAGCAGAGUCUGGGUGCCCCAUAAUUUAA
This is a messenger RNA of Parnassius mnemosyne (clouded apollo), 516 nucleotides long. The record is from the annotation of a GenBank genome assembly. NCBI's taxonomy places the organism in Eukaryota, Metazoa, Arthropoda, Insecta, Lepidoptera, Papilionidae.